CAACGGGUGGACCAUAGCCGAAGGCCCGGGAAGCUCCGGCUACUACCACUGAGGAAGCGAGAGCACGGCGUGGGGUGAAUGAUGGUGGGGCUUGGCGCGAAGAAGGUCGGCCAGAUUGCGAGCUUCGGCGGGAAGGGCGCCGGCCAGGUCCUGGCGGCCGCCGCGGUGGCGCUCCUCAUCCGCCUCUUCUCCGGCCCCGGCCCCGCCCUCCCGCCCGAGCACGACGAGCCCGGGCGCUCCGACGGCGACGGCGGCGGCGACGGCGACGGCGGCGGAGACGGCGAUGGGGGCGGAGAGGCUCCGGCCGCCGGCGGAGUCCGCCCGGUGACCAUACGGUGGCGCAGCAUCACGUGCUCCGUCUCCGACAAGUCCUCGAAAUCGGUGAGGUUUUUGCUUAACAAUUUGAGUGGAGAGGCGAAACCCGGAAGGUUGCUUGCCAUCAUGGGACCCUCAGGGUCGGGAAAGACCACCUUGCUCAAUGUUCUAGCUGGUCAGCUGGUGGCAUCGCCCCGAUUGCACUUGUCGGGUCUUUUGGAGUUCAAUGGACAGCCUAGAGCAAAUAAACCUUACAAGUUUGCUUAUAUACGCCAGGACGAUCUUUUCUUCUCGCAAUUGACUGUGAGGGAGACACUGUCUCUUGCUGCUGAGCUUCAGUUGUCAGAGGACUAUUCUGUGGAUGAGAGGGAAAAAUAUGUGAACAACCUCUUGUUUAAGCUAGGCUUGGUUAGUUGUGCUGAAACCAGGGUUGGUGAUGCAAAAGUUCGGGGGAUAAGUGGCGGCGAAAAGAAACGUUUAUCCCUUGCAUGUGAACUAAUUGCAAGCCCGUCUGUAAUAUUUGCAGAUGAGCCCACUACAGGACUUGAUGCCUUUCAGGCAGAGAAAGUAAUGGAGACCCUUCGACAACUUGCAGAGGAUGGGCAUACAGUAAUAUGUUCAAUACAUCAGCCCAGAGGUUCAGUCUAUUAUAAAUUCGACGACAUACUGCUGCUAGCAGAGGGUGCGCUUGUCUAUUCGGGUCCUGCACGCGAGGAACCUCUGGCGUACUUUUCCAAAUUUGGGUAUAGCUGCCCAGAUCACGUGAAUCCUGCAGAAUUCUUGGCUGAUCUCAUAUCCAUUGACUACAGUUCUGCAGAAAGUGUCUACUCAUCUCAUAAAAGGAUAGAUGGUCUUGUUGAAUCAUUCUCUCAGCAAUCAUCAGAAAUUCUAUAUGCAACUCCCCUGACCCGAAGGGAGAUUUCUAGGAAUGGGAAGAAACUUGAUAAGAGAGCUGCUGUUAGAAGUAAAGGGGGCUGGUGGAGACAAUUCUGGUUGCUCCUUAAACGUGCUUGGUUGCAGGCUUCCCGUGAUGGACCAACAAAUAAAGUUCGGGUAAAUAUGUCAAUUGCAUCAGCCAUAAUAUUUGGCUCAGUCUUUUGGAGAAUGGGAAGAUCCCAGACAUCGAUACAAGAUAGAAUGGGAUUGCUUCAGGUUACUGCAAUUAAUACUGCAAUGGCUGCACUUACAAAGACUGUAGGGGUGUUUCCAAAGGAACGCACCAUUGUAGAUAGAGAGCGGGCAAAGGGGUCAUAUGCACUGGGACCCUAUUUACUCUCCAAACUGUUAGCCGAAAUUCCAAUUGGAGCAGCAUUCCCGCUUAUGUUUGGUGCCCUUCUGUAUCCCAUGGCACGUCUUCAUCCAAAUUUGUGCAGAUUCGGAAAGUUUUGUGGAGUUGUGACGGUGGAAUCAUUUGCUGCAUCUGCAAUGGGACUGACAGUUGGGGCAAUGGUUCCAACCACUGAAGCAGCAAUGGCACUGGGGCCAUCCCUAAUGACAGUAUUCAUUGUAUUUGGUGGCUAUUAUGUAAAUGCGGAUAAUACACCAAUAAUUUUCCGCUGGAUUCCUCGUUUUUCACUUAUCAGAUGGGCAUUUCAGGGACUUUGCAUCAAUGAAUUUAGUGGCCUUAAGUUUGACCAUGAGCAUUCCUUUGACAUACAGACUGGAGAACAGGCACUUGAAAGGCUGUCAUUUGGAGGGAGUCGCAUUCGGGAUACAGUCAUAGCUCAAAGCAGAAUACUGCUGUUUUGGUAUUACACCACUUAUGUACUCCUUAAGAAGAACAAACCCAGGUACCAGCAGCUCGAGUACCAACCUCUUCACCAAUCUUCACCACAGCUUGAAGACUUUGGCCUUGAAAAUACUAAGGAAAAUCUGCAACAGGAGCCGUCUCUGUCCGAUGAAGUUGAACUAAAUCAGCAGUUUGAAUCACCGGCUGUUGACCAAAUCCGUCCCUUUAUCCUAGAAGGUGCUAAUUAGGGGAGAUGAGAUUGCAAUAUUGGAGGGCCUCAUUCCUGUUCACUGAUAUCCGUCUUUUUUUUGGGGGGGAAUGAAUUUUGCAAUCUUAUGAUACCGUAUCUUCGUUUGUAAUUAUUGCCAAAGACACACUUGAUGUUCUACAAGUGAUGCAAAUAUACACAAUUUUCGAACUUGGGGCAUUUAGAUUA
Messenger RNA from Eucalyptus grandis, 2480 nucleotides. Its product is annotated as ABC transporter G family member 7. NCBI's taxonomy places the organism in Eukaryota, Viridiplantae, Streptophyta, Magnoliopsida, Myrtales, Myrtaceae. The transcript has 12 exons. Gene Ontology annotation, cellular component: membrane. Bases 79 to 2292 code for a protein of 737 amino acids. The record is from RefSeq and is a predicted model, not a curated record. Gene Ontology annotation, molecular function: ATP hydrolysis activity; ATP binding; ABC-type transporter activity.